AUGUCCGUCCCUACAGCUCAUACAGUGCCACCGAGCUCGAGAGUGAUCAAGAUUUAUUACAGAGGAGACAAGGAGAUCCCUCAAGGGGAAUCUUUCACCUUGAAGUACACCGAAUGGUGUCUGGACGAGGCCUCAGGUGUCUGUGUAUGUUUCCUGUCUAACCCUAAGAAGUUGAACCCAUUCACAUUCAAUAUGCUCUGGGAAGUCCUUUUCUGUAUUGAACACGCUGAGCGAGACCCCAGAGUGAAGGUCCUCAUCUGGGCGGGUCGCGGUCGUUGCUUCUCUGGUGGGGCUGACUUCACGUCUCUCUUCGCUAUCGAUGUCCAUCCCGAGAUCAUCGCUGGCUACACUCGGGUCGGCAAAGGUAUGGCCCGAGAGAUGGACGUGGCCUUGCAGGGGAUAACACAACGCAUGUUAGCCUUCAAGAAACUAUCUAUCUCGGCAGUCCAUGGGCCGUGUAUUGGUGGAGGGGCCAACUUCUCACUAUUGCUGCACGACUUCGUAUUCGUGGCGAAGAGCGCUAAGUUCCGAUACCCCUUUGCCGAGCUGGGCAUCCCAGCAGAAGUAGGCUCGUCCUUCCUAUUGCCCUACACUGUGGGUCUACAGCGAGCUAAGGAGCUCCUCAUGCUAGGGGAGUUCUUUGGUGCAGACAAGGCACUUCAGUUGGGACUGGCACAUGAAGUCGUGGAGAAAGAUGAGGAUCUGCUACCGACUGCCAUUGCUUUCGCUGCUACUAAGUUGGCCCAUAGAAAGUAUAUGGACUCUUAUGCUUACACCAAGGCUCUGGUGAACGGCAAUCUACUCGCUAUUAUGAAGGCUCACAGAUCCCUUGAUAAGGAGAACGAAGCCUUUGAUGUCGCACUGAAGUCGGAAGGGUUCAUGGCUGCAAUGGCGGCCUUCAAAGCUAAAUUUGGGGGGAAGAAAAAGAUGCAGUCUAAGCUGUGA
Messenger RNA from Perkinsus marinus ATCC 50983, 945 nucleotides. Its product is annotated as 3-hydroxybutyryl-CoA dehydratase, putative. The record is from RefSeq and is a predicted model, not a curated record. The coding region runs from base 1 to 945 and encodes 314 amino acids. The transcript is spliced from 9 exons. NCBI's taxonomy places the organism in Eukaryota, Perkinsozoa, Perkinsida, Perkinsidae.